UCUUAUCAAUCAUUCACCUAAAUGAUCGUUCAUUUUAUGUUUGUAGGUUUAUUGUUUAUUUAUUUUGAAAAACAUAUUUCUAAUUCUAACUAAAAAUAUGUACCUAUUGUGUAUAUUUUAAAAUCUUCUAAAAUAGUGUAUGUAUUUCCUGUGUGUUUUUUCUGAAGGCAAUGUGUUUAUCUAAUAUUAGCCACUGAAACCCCGCGUCGCAAUCGCAAAUUCGCCAAUAAAAAUAAAAUGCCGAAAAUACCUUACAAACCGGAGAACUCUGAUGAAAAUGAUGAUUACGAGAUUGUGUCUUUCGAAGAUUUUUGCGACAAGUCUCCUAAUUCUAAAACAGAUUUAUUGACGUUAAAUGAUAAUAUAAACUAUAGGCUGUGUUUUGAGAGUGACAAGGGGUCUAAGUACGAGAACCAGGGUGAGGGGUCGAAUAGGGAUGCUGAGCAGCAUUCUGAAACGUCCUUGAAUGACUCCAAGAAUGUCACUUUUAAAAGAAGACUCUCAAAUUCUUUCGCGCCGUUUGGGAGAUCUCCUAAUGUCAAGACCGGGAGGCCCCCACUUUUCAGUGGUGUAAUACCUAAGCCUAGAAAUGAUGGGGAGUCUACAUCGAGGGAACACAGAUACCAGCGGUUUUCGGAGAACCGCAACAUUUUCCAGCGGUGGUGGGAACACCUGCCUUCAAUGGGGUCCGGAGUGCUGGGCCUGGCGUUGCUGUGCGCGCUGUGUGUGGGGGUCUGGUGGGCCGCCACCGGGGCCAUGGGCGGCGCUUGGCAAGAGGAACAUUACAGAAAAUUGUGGGAGCGAGCUCAUCCUGAUAUGACUGAUGUUAAAAAGCCUACAGCUCCACUCACUUACGAAAAGAUACUCCCAGAGUACCGCUACCACGACCACAACAACCUGAGCACUAAGAACAAGAACAGCACAGAGCAGAAGAAGAAGGAGCCGAAUAAGAAGAGUUACCUCGAUGAAGAUGUCGAUGUGAAGGAGCUGUGCACUAGUAUGGAACAGGACAGGCGCUUCGAUUGCUUCCCGCAGGGCGCUGCUAACGAAGCAGAUUGUGUCGAACGAGGUUGUUGCUGGAAGCCGGCCACGACAAAGGAACAGGACAGUAUCCCAUACUGCUUCUACCCCCCGAAAUAUGAUACGUAUCGAAUGGUGAACAUGAGCGAGAGCAACCGGCUGACAUACGUGUACUACGAGAAGAAUCGCCCAUCCGGAUAUCCGGAUGACUUCCAAGUUGCUGUCAUGAGAGUUAAGAAGCUUUCGGAUACUACUGUACGGGUUACGAUCUACGACGGGAACAAUCAGAGAUUUGAACCGCCAUACCCUGAUGUGCCAACAAUCGGAUCCAAACUGCAGAAUCCUCAGUACCGCGUCAAAAUACCAGAGGAUGGGUCGUCUACUGGACUGAAAAUUGUACGGAACAGCGACAAUGUUACUAUCUUCGACACGGUGGACGUGGGCGGAUUGAUCCUCUCGGACAAAUUCCUGCAAAUAUCGAUCUUAACGCCAACAGAUCAUAUAUUCGGGCUCGGGGAGAGACGCGCGAGGUUUAUGGUCGAUAUGGACUGGCGGACCUUCGGAUUGUGGAACAGGGACCGUGCGCCCGUUGAAAAUGCCAAUUUAUACGGAACGCAGCCUUACUACAUGGGCGUUGAACACGACGGGAAGACACACGGAGUUCUGUUUCACAAUGCUAAUGCUAUGGAUAUUGUUACCCAGCCAACACCGGCAUUGACCUUCAGAACAGUGGGCGGUGUGCUAGAUUUCUACAUUUUCCUGGGGCCGACGCCCGAUGACGUCACAAGGCAGUUGUCUGACGUCAUCGGCAAACCUUUCCUACCGCCGUAUUGGUCGCUCGGAUUCCAUCUAAGUCGAUUCAAUUAUGGAUCGCUGAACAACACCCGACAGGUUUGGGCGAACAACAGAAACGCUGGCAUACCGUUUGACGUGCAAUGGAACGACAUAGAUUACAUGAAGAACAGGAACGACUUCACGUACGACGAGGAGAAGUUCGGCGAACUGCCGCAGUUCGUGGACGAGUUACAUAAGGCUGGCAUGCACUACGUCAUGAUUGUUGACCCCGGUAUAAGCGCAUCAGAAGCGCCCGGUACAUACCCGCCGUACGAACGAGGAAUGGACAUGAAUAUAUUUACGUUGAACAGUUCAGGACUGCCGCUGGUUGGAAAGGUGUGGAACAGAGAAUCGACAGUGUUCCCAGACUUCACUCACCCUAACGUGACGUCAUACUGGGUUGAAAUGCUGCAGAGUUUCCACCAGAAAAUUAAAUAUGACGGUGUUUGGAUCGAUAUGAACGAACCGUCCAACAUGGUAGAUGGCGCUCUGAUCGGUUCGUGCAAACCGGAAGAGCUGCCAUACAAACCUCAUUUAGGUGGGGACCAGCUCCUGAGGACCAAAACUUUGUGUAUGGACGCGCAACAUUACGCUGGCUCCCAUUACGACUGGCACAAUUUGUAUGGGAUCGCCGAGGCUAUGGUCACUAAUUUUGCGCUGAAAGAGAUUCGCGGCAAACGGGCGUUUGUGAUCUCGCGGUCCACGUACACCGGAGCGGGCGCGUACUGCGGCCACUGGAGCGGCGACGUGGCCAGCUCGUGGCGCGACCUGCGCAUGUCUGUGCCGGAGCUGCUAAACUUCGCAAUAUUCGGCGUGCCGAUGAUGGGCGCGGACAUAUGCGGCUUUCGCGGAGACACCACAGCCGAGCUGUGCAAGCGGUGGAUGCAACUCGGGGCGUUCUAUCCCUUUUCGAGGAACCACAAUUCUGAUACUUCUAAGCCGCAAGACCCGGCGAGCCUGGGCGCGGACACAGUGCGCGCGAGCGUGCGCGCGCUGCGGCUGCGCUACCGGCUGCUGCCGCACUACUACACUCUCUUCUACCGCGCCUAUCUGCAAGGCGACACUGUGCUCCGACCGCUCUUCUAUCUGUACCCAGAUAACGUAGCCGUCCACGCGAUCGACACACAAUUCCUCAUAGGCCCCUACAUCAUGGUGACCCCCAUUUUAGAAGAAGGGGCCACCACAACUAAAGCUUACUACCCGGGUCCUCACACGUGGUACAACAUCCGCGACGGGACAAGACUGGGACGAAAUGAAACUGUCGAAGUGGGGGAAAAUGCUACAGUCGCUAUACGAGGUGGAGCCAUAAUAGUCUGCCAAGAGCCCCCUUCCCACGGUCCAGUAACGACCACAAACAGCCGCAGCCAGCCGCAGCAGUUACUGGUUGUGCCGGAUUCUUCAUCCAACGCCGCGGGAGAACUGUACUGGGACGCUGGCGAUAACAUUCGGUCCUAUGAAGAAGAUGUCUACUCCAUCGUAACCUUCAACCUGAACGGCACAACCCUCACUGGGACGCCAAAAUGGUGGGGCUACGGGGUGCCCCCCAUCAACAACAUCACGAUCUUCGAACAACCCCCUGUAUCCAGGGUGGUUCUAAACAACCACCCCUGUGAGCCGGGGAAGCAAUCGAUUUGCGAAUUUACUUACUACCCCAAAACAAGAGUGCUAGAACUCUACAAUGUAAAACUGCUUUUGAAUUCCAUGUUCCAAUUGGAUUUGACGUAUAGCAAGGACGGGCAAGUUGACACAAAGUUACCCAGAUAAAUAAGUGAAGUUGUUAAUGUAAGAAUAGUAAGUAACUAAGUAGUAUUUACAUUACGAAGCAACAGUACAUCACGUCAGUGCCGGAUAAGAUGGCCGGUGCGGGGCACGUAGCAAACGUGACCAUGGGGUCCAUGGGACCUAGAGUUACAUUGCCUACUGAAAUUUAGGAUGCAAAUAUCAACAGAACAUUUACAAAGAGGCUUUUCGUGUAACUAUUCUACUCGAAACGAAAACAAUAUUAGGGGUUACCCCUGUAAGUGUUGUGGUAUUGCCAACUUGCAACAUAAUAAUAUACCUAUACUAGCUUUUGCCUGCGGCUUCGUCCGCGUGAUUGUCCCUUCAGUGAAAUAUUUAGACUCCUGAUUUCCCCCAUACUAACUUUGAACCCCUUUUCAACCCCUUAGAGGAUGAAUUUUGAAAAAUCUUUUUUUAGCGGAUGCCUACAUCGUAGUAGCUAUCUGCAUGCCAAAUUUCAGUCCGAUCGAUCCAGUAGUUUGGGCUGUGCGUUGAUAGAUCAGUCAGUCACCUUUGCGUUUUAUGUAUGUAUUAUUAAUACAUAAUUACAGUAUGGCCAACGCUCACUUUGAGCGUUAAGGUGUAUCCAUUAAUGCUAAAUAUUUUACAUAUUUGUGUUUUUUUUGGGCACAGGCGCGGGGCCCCCCAAGGCGUGGGGCCCGUAGCAUUUGCUGCCUCCUGCUACAUGGCUAAUCCGGCACUGCAACACGUAGAAAUAGUACAUUACAAAGUAUGGUACAUUGCGGAGUAAUUGUACUUUACUACUCAUGUACACACGAGGUGGGAUUUUCAUACUAAAAUAAAACAUAGUAUAUAAUGAUUAACGCAAUUAUGUGUCAUACUACGUGACUACUACCACUUGAAAUAUCGAAUAAAAUACCAGUGCCCGUAUUGUUUUGAGCGUGUUGAAAAUAUUUUUGAAUAGACGACUGGCGGAUUCGUUCCAUCUCUGUCGCACAUAAGAUUUGUGACUGAGACGGGAACUCCCCGUCAGUUGUCAGUUAGGUAAAAUCAUUUAUGAUAUAGUAAAAUUAUAAAGUCAUAAAAGUUAUAAAAAGUCCUAUAAAUUAGAAAAAAAUUCUAAUAUUCGGGUACGAAUUAUAAUUAUUAACCAACCAUAAUAAAUCACCAUGUCAAUUUUAAUGACCAUCAAUUUUAUUGUUUAGAAGAUAAAUAAGUUCGACUAUUCACUAUUUUUAAAGGUUUAAAUCUGCCUCUACUCGCAUUUUAAGUAUAUAGUCAAUAUUUAAAGUGAAUACAAGUAAUUUUAACGAUCUCGGUAUAUGUUAUAUCCAGUACUGGAAUGGUAGUUGCUUAAAGUUUGCGUACUAUACGUCAAACUUAAACUUGACGUACAAAGUUAGCCUGUACACAAUAGCGCUUACAAUACUAUAGUACAAGUCCAAGUAAUGUACUGUACAAAUCCCCGUAUUAUAGUAUUAGCAUGGUUAAGGGGGAAAUAUUUUAAAGUUAGUUACCACUGAAAAAUGCAAGUCGUGUUUUUAUCCAAAGCAAAAUGCAGUAAUAUUUUUAAUAUAUUCUAAGCAAUGGUAAAAAAAAUCAUUAUUCAAUUAUACAUUAAGACCAUAUGCUUAUGAUGCGAUGUCUGAUUGUCUAGUCGUAAGGUUUAAGAUAUAUUGAAAUAAAUGUACCAAAAUAUUUUAUUGCAUAUGGUUUAAAAAUGAGGUAAGUACUCAUUACCUCAUUUUCUUUUUAAAGCUAAUAAUAAUAAGUAACUAAUAAUAAUAAUAAUAAGUAAGCAUUAUUAUUAUGUACAGUCAACAGCACAGCAACCUAAAACCAAAUUAAUUGUAUUGCAAACUCGUCGCUUUGGCGCGCCAUAGAGGUUCAUUGCUGUUGACUGUACAAGCAUCGGGGAAAUCGUGAUUCCUAUUGUGAAUAUUCAUUUAUUAUAGUUUCUGAUAUGAAAAUGAUGUUAAAAAUUUAAAUGUGAAUUACCCAAUUAUUGCGGUAUAAAUAAUGCCAUUAUUGUAGAUGUAGUUUAACCAUUGUCAAUAAAUUCACAUAAUAUAGGUACCUGGUAAAUACACUAUAAUUUUAUUCUAAGUGUUAAAUUAGCCAAAAUCAUUGGAACGAGUGCAAUUCAGAUCACGUCUCUUACGGGGUUGACAGAGCCAAGAAUCUUGAAGGCUUUUUGGUUAUAUAGCGGGUAUAUUGGUGGAAUUGAGAUUCUAAAAUAGUAACAGGAUGCGGGCUCAUCGCCUAUGAGAAAAAAUUUCAGUUAAUAGUCCUUACCCUUGAUCAACUUUUACAAUGUUCCCAGUAGGAGCAAGUACAUUUUGUUUUACUAUCACUCCCAAACCAGCAAGGAAGCAAAUAUAAUAUACUAGACUAGUAUUAGUAUAAUAUUGUACUAAGUGUUAAAUAAAAUAGGAUAUUGUAAUAAUAAUGGCUACCUACUUGACUGGAUAAAAAAAUAUGUAAAGGUAUAUAAAUAACCAAACAACAAUAAAAUGACACUUUCAUUGGUCAGUUUUAUUAAUUACGAAAUUAAUUGGUUUUUUUUUAUUAGCAAUUCAUUUUGAUUCCAAAAUUCGUAACAUCACAAUACAUUACCGUCAUACGCACAACCUCGAUAUAUAUUUUUUUGUUUUUGUCAUUAGAAAAAAAAAACUGAUUUAUAUAAUGACAGUGUUCAAAGAUUACGACUUUCAUCAAGACUAGAUACCUAUAAUACAUUUUCUCUCUUAUCUUAAUUUCGGUGCUUUUCUCAUUUGUCUUCCUAGUACAAAAGCCUAUUUGCACACUGCCACACUAUAAAGUUAAAAAAUACGAAACAAAGUUAAACAACAUAUGUUAGCAUGUAUAUGUUUAAUUAAGUUUGGUAACUGGUUUGGUUAUUAUGAGACUUAAAAAUUUUUAGGCUGUAGAUAGGAUGGUGAUUUUGCUAGUUAUUAAAUAUUAUAUCUGACACAAAGAAGUGUUUCCCCCCCAUUUCACAAUCUUAAAUGUUAUGUAUUAGACUAGUGAAACAAGCAAUUUGUUGGAAUUAAAACAUAUCUUGUUGUAUACAUUUAUUUGUGACUAAGUAUUUUAUCAGGACUUAUAUCAUUUAAAACUGCGAUAGGCAUGUUAUACAUUUACGCACAUAAAAUCCAAAAAAUUUAUAAUUGUGAUAAUAUUUUAGGUGUACCGUUUAAAAUGUUCCCUUUGUUAAGCCAAAGUAGAUUUUAUUUUUUAUAGAUAUAAGAAUGCACUUUAAUAAAAGAUGACACUGCACUAACAAA
Plodia interpunctella (Indianmeal moth) is the source of this 6881-nucleotide messenger RNA. Its product is annotated as lysosomal alpha-glucosidase-like. The record is from RefSeq and is a predicted model, not a curated record. Gene Ontology annotation, molecular function: carbohydrate binding; alpha-1,4-glucosidase activity. Bases 238 to 3618 code for a protein of 1126 amino acids. Gene Ontology annotation, biological process: carbohydrate metabolic process. The transcript has 20 exons. NCBI's taxonomy places the organism in Eukaryota, Metazoa, Arthropoda, Insecta, Lepidoptera, Pyralidae.